CCGCAUUUCAUCAAAGUGAACCAAACGUGACGUCAAAUAAUUUAUCGCAAGCAAUCGCAUAAUGGAGGAGAAAAAGGAGGAGAAGAAGCACAGAAAACGCAAUGGCAAGCCUCGCCGCGUUAGACACCAUCCCUGGGACGAAGAGUUAAGCGACGCGAGUGGGGUGUGUGGCGCAACAUUAACAAGAUUUUUGGUUUGCAUGGCACCAGUAAUGGUGUCAUUACCCGGUGCUGGAACUAGUCCAACUGAGCAACAGACCAUACUUGAAGUGCUCAACAAUAAGCAGACACAACAACAACAGCAGCAGGACGCAACAGAGGCAACGCCAACUGAAACAGCUACAACAACAACUGCCGGUACUCCAACACAGACAGCAACACCGUCGCCAUCAGCGGAAGGGGCAGCAGGCGCUGCAGUGAAUAUUGCAAACGAUGAAAUUCCAACGAGUACAGUUAAUGUGCCGUUAGAUGAGGUGGAUGCAUUAUCAAGUGCCGAUGAUCUAGUCAGCAGUCAAAGCACAGCCAAUACCGAAAGUAGUUCUUCGAGCAACGAAAGUGCAACGAGUCAAAUACCCAAUCCGGCAGUGACGUCAGCGCCGACGACAAAAGAGGCGGUACGCACAGAAAGUACGGAGGGCGAAGCGAGCGCGGUGACACAGCGUUCAACGAACACUGCUACUGUAGGUGACACAGCAGCGACGAAAGAAACGAUUACAAUUCAACCGAUUGCCGUCGAUAGGCAAUGCAGUGCGAACAGCAGCAGCAGCGCCGAUCAGGGUCAUGUACUUGAUAUUGAAUCUCAUUUGAUUGAGACGUACAGUGAUUAUCAAGCGAACGACGAUAGUGUUGGUAUUAACGAAUUGCCACCUCAGCAAGAUGAACUGACAGUGGGUUCGUCGAAAGUUGAGACGGAUGUAAAUGUACGAACGGUGAUUGAAGUGGAGCCGGUUGGUGCGAUAUCGAAGAAACCCGUUGAGACAGUGCUGCCGACCAGACGUGUACAGCGGGCCGAAAGUGAGUCAGAGAACGUUGAUGACGCCAAAAUUGCGUCCGAAGUUGUAGAGGCAACUUUGAAUGGCAAAGAAGACGGAGUGAUAGAGGAAAAAGAAGCAGAAACGGAAGCGGAAGCGGAAACGGAAACAGAGGCAGUAAAGAGCGCAUUUGUGUUACCCAGCGAACCAAGUGAUGCAAUUAAAGCGACCGCAGAGAGGCUAGUCAACGAAAUAGAACGUGAAGUCUUGGACGCGUUGCGGAAGAGCGAAGAAGCACAAAACCAAACAAAUACUGAAGGCUCGGAAGCCGCAGAAACACAAAAUCAAUUAAAAGCUGAGGUCUCCGCAGACACAGCAACCGAAACGCAAACACUUAACAACGACGCAGUACCAGAAGAAGCGUGUAAAAUAGAAGAAAAGACUGAACAAGCCACAACCUUAUUAGAUGACAUAAACAACUCAUUAACGCAAAAAGUCGACGCACAAUUGUCCGAGGUAACAAGCAUACUAAAGUCAUCGAAAACCAGCCACGCCGCUAAUGGUGAUGCCGAACAAAACAAACACAACGAGCUUAAGAUUGUGAAUGUGCCUUCACCGAAGACGCCAUCGGAUGAGGAGGAGCGUAAACGAUUUUUGGAGUCGCUGCCGCAUCUAGACAGUAACGCAGAGGCGCAAAAACUUGCCGACGAUUGCAAACGUGAAUACUAUCAGUCGCUGAAGAAGUAUCUGAUACAGAGUCAAGCAGAUCGACCACCAGUACCGUUACAGACCUAUCGUUGGGAGGAUUUGCGGCGUGCCAAGGAAAGGGGCGGCUACCCGUGGACACAUUUAUACAAGCGGCCACUCGGCCCAGACGAACAACCCGAAAUUGUUUUACUUUUACGUAAAUCACAAGAAUUUCGCUUUCUUUCGGAGUCCCCGAAGUCGCUGAAGAAAGUACGCAUCGACGAGCAAGUUAUAGUUAAGCAACCCGAACGUUAUAUACAAGAGCUUUCGGAAGCUGAAGAGGACUACCCACAAUCGGCGCCCGAAGACGAAGAAACACACAGUUUACGCAGCGAAAGCAUUUCUUGUGUCUCGGAUUCGAUACUUGCCACCGGCAAACCACGGAAGUCAACGCGUUUGGAUAAAAUACGUGGUUAUUUGAGGCGACGCAAAGGCGGACGCAGCAACGAAGACGCACAAUCACUGCCUUGCGCCUCCAUAAGCAGUAGUCGACGACAUAGUCAGGAAACUUUACCGGAGCCACAGCCAAAUCCAGCAAUUCUAGUGAACGGCAAAAACACCGAUCAGAAGCAUUGUUAUCCCAUAAUGAAGAAACUGAAAAGUAUGGCAGAUCGCCAAAAGAAACGCUUGAAUAUAAAGCGUAUACAUUUGGGCAGAGAUGAGAAGAUUGUGCUGGGCGAAGAAACGAAAAUUUUGAAAUUGAAAAAAUCACCGAAAGCAGAACGCGGCGAAAUACCACACUUCAUAGAGAAACAAGAUUCUGACGAUGUGUUGGAGAUUAUGGAAUUGGAUGAGUCGCCGAGCCGUAAGCGCAGAGACGAUGGCCGGGAAGACGAAGAACGAACAGAAGCUGCCAACGGCAUACAUGAAGAGAAUGAACAGAUGGACACAAAUCAGAGCGAGGCAAUUAGCAUUGUUGUGCCCGAUGAGAUCAUUGAAAUACCGAAGUUAGUGGAAAACAACAGUGAACUACCCACUACUAGUAAGGAGACUGUAUCAACAGAAAACUUGCAGCAGUCGGAAGAAAUUGAAGAUGACGCUACUGCGUUGGAGGCUGACGUCACUGCAAUUGAGAGUGCAACAACUGCAGCACCACCAAAGAAGGCGCCACGUCUGCGGCGCGAGCAUGUAUACGAAGAAAUCGAAGCUGACUUGCCGCCGGAAAUGUUGACCCAGCCGCCAACCACGGAUGUUGGUGUGUUGGAGCUGGGCGCUAUUGAGACGCUCAAAGAAUCGCUGGCGAAGCAGGACAGCUCAACUUUGAAGCAUAUUGAAGAAGGUAUAAAGCCACUGCCACUUGACCGCAUGGGCAGCAGUGAAGAGGAUCAAGUAGCCACUGCCGCUGCCGCCGCCGCUGCUGACAAGCCCACCAUUAAUUUGUUAGCGCCACUAUCCUCCGUCGAUUCCGCGUCAUCGGAUGAGGACCGCAAUCGUGCACAACUCUCACCUGUGACGGAGGAAAGUGAUGCAGCGAGUGUUGAAGAUAAUCUGCGCAUUGUUGACGACAACGAACCGAUCGAUCUGAAGCCGGCCAUUAAGAAAGAAGCCUCACCAGCGCCAUCGGACAAGAAGGUGACCUUCUCGCAUGUGGAAGACGAAGCGGAACCGCAUCGUGAAGAUAUCGAAUUGCCAACGGAAGUGCAGGAAGCAACACAAGAGGCUGCCCAGCGCAAGAGAUGGACGACUAUGAGUGAUCAUGAAUAUGAACCUAUCGCAGCACCCGCCGAAGACGAGCAAGCUGCGGCGCCGCAAACACAAACUGAAAAAUCAGAUCUCGCACGAAACAUUGAGAAGUUGCACGAAGAAAUCAAAGACACCGAAGAUUUCCAGCGAGAUUUGGAGGAGCGUUACUUUAGUUCCGAAGCGACCACGCCACGUACAGAGUCGCGUACUGAUUAUGAAAUACAUACUAGUCAAGUUGAUUCAAGUGCCUUGGAGGAGCUGCCCUUGAAGCCGGAAAAUCGUAAGAAAGGUUUCAUGGCUAGCGCACAGGACCGCACACGUAAAAUGCAGGCGGGCUUAAAGAAUCAAGCCGGCAAAAUUAAGACCAAAUUACGCACACCUGCCAAGAAACCGGCAUCGUCGAGCCCAAAAGCAAAGGAGCGCAAACGUUUUAAGGCACCAGAGUUCUCGAAAAUUAAAAUGCCGGAAAUUAAACGGCCCGAUAUGUCAAAACUGAAAGACUUCAAGCGUCCCGAAUUCACCAAAUUUAAUAAGCCUGACAUGUCGAAAUUCAAAUUACCCGAGAAGUUCACGACGCUGAAGCUUAAAAGGAGUAAGUCCUUUAAGGAGAAUGAGACACAGGAUGAGGAAAUGGAAGUGGCUACACAACAAACAGACGCCGAGCCAAGAGCACAGCCACAAAAGAAAAAGUUCGAAUUCAAUUUCGGCACCUACCCCAGAGCAUUUCGUAAGAAGAAACCGGUGGAGACACAAGCAUCACUCGGUACGGAUACGGACACGGCGGGAGUCAGUGUAAUACCAAGCACUGAAACGCAACCAUCACAGGAAUCCUCCAAUUCACCACAGGGUGAUCGCGGUCCCGGUCCUGUGCGGUCGCGUUGGGCUGACAAAUUCUCCGAUGUCAGCUAUAAUGAUAGCGAGGGUUCACGUUAUCGUCGUUAUGGCAGUGAACAGGAAAGCUUCGAUCGCGAAUCAUCACUAGAACGCCGUAUGAAGGACGAUUUGGAAGAGACGGAGAGCGAGGUACAAGAAAUGGGUAUAUUGGGCGGUGUUGCUGAUACCAAGCAGUUUGCCGAAUUCGAUGAGGAGAAUCGCGCCAUACACGAGAUAUCGAAAAUGCGUGCCGGCGAAUUCCGUAGACGUCCGAUGGUGCAUCAAGACUCCGAUCUACGCUCCGAAGACAGCAAAGAUGUUGAGGGUUGGACCGAGAAAGAGAUUGAAAAGAAUAAAUUAUUACGCAAAGCCGAGUUAGAGGCUGAGGCAAGUUACUUAAAAUAUCCCUCCGACGAUGUAUUGCCACAAGAAACGCAAUCCACUGCGAGCUCUGGCAAGAAAGUUGUUAUGGAAGAAAUUGAUGACGAUGAAUUUUUCCUACGCAAACGUGGUGUCUCCGAAGACAACAUCGAAUUGCGACAGUAUAUAAGUAAUGCGAUACGUGAGGGUUACGACAGACCCAUAAAUACAUUGGAACAUGUAGGACAAACCAGGGAGAGCAUGGAAUACAGGGACUAUGAUAUACCACCGCCGAAACCUAAGCGACUACACAAAAGCUAUCGGCCACAAGAUGUAUCGCAAGAUUUGGAAUCGCAGCGUAGCGAAUAUGGCGAUGAUCUGUCGAUGUCACAAAAUGGCAGCGAUUACUUCAAUACGCCCAAACGUCCGCUACGUAAGGGACGAAGUCGCAGCAAAUACUCUAUGGAUAGUCAAGAUUUUCCCGUAGCUGAGCAUAUACGACACGAACCAUAUUUCGACGAUGACGAGGAAUAUUUACGACCGCCACGCAACAGUUACAAAGACCACGAAGAUGAGGUGGAAAUGAAUGACUUGGAUAUUGUAGGCAAACAGGUCUUCCCAGCCGAGCCAGAGGGUGUUAACGAUGGUGUGCCAGCGCCGCAAGCGCCCAGACGUCGCAAACGUGAUACGACGCGAGACAAUUCAUUGGAUAAGGAUUCGUAUAUGAACGGUUUCGGUGGUCGAUCGGUAUCGAAUAGUCGUUUACAGCCAACCGACGAUGUAAUUGUUUAUCGCACUGAACACGAAUAUCCUAUUCCGCUCGCCGAGACCGAAAAAUUCGCACCUGCGUUGGAAACUCGCAAGUCUAGAGCAACUAGUCGUUACGACGAAGACGAUCGUACGUCACGUGGCGCCGAUUCGUUAGGUUACGAUGACCACGAGGAAACGCAAGCCGAUCGUGAGUCGAAUGUGGACAAGGACAAGUACAUAAUCGACAUGAUGGAGAACGAUGGUUACGCGAUCGUCCGAAAGGAGCAAUUGCCGAAACCCACGCCACCAGCUCGCCGAAAGAAAUUCUCACGUUCGCCCGGCGAGCGCUUUGCCUCCAUAUCCAGCGGCUCUGCGAAGAGCAGCACGCCGCCACCCGAGCGUCCGCCACCACCCCGCGCCUACACACCGUCCACAAUGGAGGAACCAGUGCCGCCGCGCCGCAAAUCAGCUACAAGCUUAGAAGUGGCGCCGCAAAUACUGGAGGACGAUUACGAGGAGCCCGAAGCCUUGCAGCAGGAGCGUCCCGAAUCACCACGCGACUUGCAGUCUGGUGAGAUUAUAAAUAAAAUGAAAUUCCGCCCAUUGCCACCACCACCACGCCCACCGCGUGAGAAGCGUCAACGCGCCGAAAGUAAAAGCUCAGCGCAUAGCGCUUUUGUGUCAUUACACGAACGCGACUUCGCCGAUGAUAAAAUUGCGACCUCAUCCACUGCGGAUAGCUACGAUCCGACCGAUGUGGAUUUGGAAGAGGAAGAAACGCGUCUACCCGAAGUGGAGGUGUCCACGCAAACCGAUCCCCUACCAGACGAUUUCGAAUGCGAAGAGUUCGAAAUCACCGAAGAUAUGCGCAUCAUCGAGCCGCGUAUAAAUAACUUGCGUAAGACGUUGGAUGAGCUGCUUCGUGAGGAAGAGUUGAAGAUUAAAGCUGCCGAAGAGGCGGCCGCGGCACCACUUACAGAAGAGGAGCAACUGACGCGCGGUUUGCAGCGCUUCCGCGAUGCGAAUCAACGUAGCAUGUCGGAGCGUUCGCGUGCGUCGUCGCAAGCCGAUCGCUCCAAGUCACAAAGUCGUCCACCAACACCCUCCGCUGUGGUGAUCGAAAGACGCAUUUCCACACCUAUACCCAGUCAACAGGCCGAGACCAUGUUGGAGGCCUCAUUGAUUGUGCGUCCAAUUGACGAUUUGGAUCUCGAGGAGGAAGCCUUACGUAGAGAGGGUCUGCUUACGGAUAGCGAGCAGCAGAGUAAAUCCGAUGUGGAGGCCACCACAUCGCAUGAUGAAGAAGAAGAAUCAAAGCAUGCAAUUAGCGAAUAUUCAGUCGGACCGAGCUCUGAGGAACUGAAUGCCGCGCUGGACGAACUGCGCGCACAAGCAGACAGCAACUAUGAGGACGAAAAGGAAGAAGCUGAGUUAAGCGAAUAUGCUAGUGAAUAUGAAAAGAGGGCAGAGGAAGGUACGCUGGGUAGAAGUAGUUACGACCGCUAUAUCGCAGACGAAACUUCUGGAAAGGAGGAUGAGGAAGAGCUCGAGUUAGAUGUAGCGGAAAUGAAAGAAGAACUACUGCAAGAUAUCCAAACAGACAGUGAGCGGUACGAAGCGUCAACAAUUGCUGACGAUGAUGAGCAGAAAAUGAGCGAAAUCGAAGAAGCGCCAACGGAAGAGGAGGAUGCACAGAAAAUAAGUGAAAUCGAUGAAGCGCCAACGGAAGAGGAGGACAACGUAGCGCCGACAACAGCUGAAGAAGUGACACCAACCCUUGUACAAGAGAAACACUUCACUUACGAAGAUAAGGCUGAAAGUCUAGUAGAAAUACGCGACACCACCGAUGCGGCUGCAGUGGUAACUGAAGAUCGGGAGGAAGCGACGGCAUUUGAAGAGCCACCACUACCACCACCGCGACGCAAAUCAACCACAGCAUUGGAGCUGCCACCGACGCUAGCUUUGGUGGAGGAGACUUCGAAGGAAUUAACACCUGUGCCAACAUUAGCAGCAGCGCCGCUAGCUCAGGCGCAACCUCAGCUCCCUGCACAUUUGGGUGAACUUGAGGUGGAACGCUUACGCGUGCAUGCGCUACAAGCCGGACAAAUCAUGGUCUCACAGCUGCAUGGCGCGCAAAUAUCCGCCGACGAGCUGGAGUGUAAAUCGGGCAAUUUGAUUGUGAAAAAUAUAGCUUUACCGGAUGGUUUCAUUGAGGAUAUUGUGGAGCGUGUGCGCACCACCGAUCGCAGUCAGCUAUUAACUGUCGAAACACAAACUAGCUUACAAGCGAGCAGCGAAGAACGUUCGCCGGCACGUGAAGUGGUACCGCCACCAAAACCGCCACGUCAACGCGACUUGGAAGGCAGCAAGCGUACAGCGGCCGACACGAGCGACGAGAUUGCGCUGCAACAGCUAAGAAAUUACGAUGAAGAAACACAAACCGAUCCGUUGGCGUAUCCAACACAUAUGAACGUCCCACCGCCCGUCUACGCCACAACCGAAUAUCUGCAGUCAUUGCCACCGCUGGGUUUCUAUAAUCUACGACGCGCCGACGAACCGCCAUACAGCGGCAGCGCUGACGGCAACGAAGCCAACGCACAGCAAAGAAGACAACAACCACAUCAUCACCAUCAUCAUCAUCAUCGCCACCACCGCAGAUGCGAUUCAUCAUGUUCCGAGUGUGAGGAUUAUGAUGACUUGGGCGAACGUGAGGAGACGCGCUCGCGCUCGCAUAGCAGACGUUCGCGCAGCAGCACACGCCCACCAAACGAACCGCAGACCGUAGCCAAAGCGGGCAAACAAUUCAUGUCGGCCUGUAGCCUAUCGUUGGUGCAAUUGCUGAACCGCGUAACUGCGGCAAUUCGUGGUGCCGAGGCGGACAAGAAUGUUGAAGGUCAAGUGCAUCAUAUACCGACAUUGCUGGCGCUCUUCGUGGUCAUAUCGUUCACGUUGGUUGUGUACAUGCUUGCGGGCCGCAGCGUACACACACAUCAUUGGGACUUCUUCAAUCCGCCCGGGAGUGGCGCGCGCCAGUCGUAGGAGUACCGGUGGUGCAUGGUGAAGAUACACAGUCUCUUUUAGUUCCUCUUUUUCCAGGCGUCGUAUGCGUUUUGCCCACAACCACAAGCCGUUGCCGAGCGUGUGCGUUUGAAAAUUGUUUGCAUUUUAUGUUUUAUAUGGAAUUUCGAAUAUGAAUAUACAUACAUACCUACAUAUGUACUUUUGAAACAGUUGUGUACAUAAAUAAGGGAAACGAAUAUCAGGGAACGACGCUUCGUGCUGAACGCGCAUGCUCCAUAUGCUUCAAGAUGCCAGCUGGCUGAACGUCAGCUGUGUCUUUGUAUUGGUUUCGGCGAAGAGUUCAACUAAACGACGAAGUAAAAUUUAACUAAAUUGUUGCAAUAAUUUUGUACGAAAAAUUAAUAAAAAAAAAUAAA
Molecule: messenger RNA, 8820 nt
Organism: Bactrocera neohumeralis
Lineage: Eukaryota; Metazoa; Arthropoda; Insecta; Diptera; Tephritidae
Exons: 8
Coding region: 62-8422 (2786 amino acids)
Source: RefSeq, a predicted model, not a curated record